GAGAGGAAACAUGAUUCAUCUGCUGCUGGUCGGAUUCCUGCUGGGAGGAUAUCUGAUCCUCAUCAACACUCUGUUCAGGAGGUCUAGAUGUAAAGGAAAUGCUGGGAUGGCUGGGAAGACGGUCAUCAUCACAGGAGGAAACACCGGCAUCGGUAAAGCUACAGCGCUACAUCUGGCCAGGAAAGGAGGACGAGUGAUUCUGGCCUGCAGGAACCGAGACAAAGCUGCAGCCGCCAUCACUCAGAUACAGCAGGAAACAGGAAACUCUGAAGUUCUCUUCAUGCAUCUGGAUUUAUCCAGUUUAAAGUCAGUCAGAAGCUUCACGGAAACUUUCCUCAAAACAGAGACCAGACUGGACCUGCUGAUCAACAACGCUGGUCUGGUGGCCGACGGUCGGACCGAGGACGGCUUCGGGGUGGAGUUUGGCGUGAACCAUCUGGGCCACUUCCUGCUGACGGUGCUGCUGCUGCCCAGGAUGAAGGAGGCUGGAGGAGGCCGGGUGGUGACUCUCAGCUCCAUGGCUCACCGCUGGGGCCACGUCGACUUUGAGACUCUGGCGGUGAGCCGACAUCUGGGCACCGGCAGCUACAGCUGGCAGUUCUUCCAGGCCUACUGCAACAGCAAACUCUGCAACGUCCUCUUCACCCACGAACUAGCCAAGAGGCUGCAGGGGAGCAGCGUCACCUGCUACAGCGUCCACCCAGGUAUCGUUCGGACCGAGUUGUCCCGUCACGUCAGCCUGUGGCAGAAGGUUUUCAUCGAGCCGUUGGCCCGGCUGCUGUUCCUGGACCCGGAGGCCGGAGCUCAGACCACGCUGCACUGCGCCCUGCAGGAGGGAAUCGAACCUCUGAGCGGACGAUACUUCUCCUGCUGCGAGGUGCAGGAAGUGUCGGACCGAGCCAAAGACGACGCCGUGGCCCGGAAACUGUGGGAGGUCAGCGAGAGUCUGUGUGGACUGUCUUCAUAAGGUCACCGUGGAAUACAGUCACUGUGGGGUGCUCUAAACCCACAGUGACUGUAUGGGAUGUCCUCAUAUAGCCACUAUGAUAGACACCCACAGACCCAUAUAUAUAUA
Molecule: messenger RNA, 1075 nt
Organism: Amphiprion ocellaris (clown anemonefish)
Lineage: Eukaryota; Metazoa; Chordata; Actinopteri; Pomacentridae
Product: dehydrogenase/reductase SDR family member 13-like
Exons: 6
Coding region: 11-967 (318 amino acids)
Source: RefSeq, a predicted model, not a curated record